AUUUAACGUUCGCCGCGCGGACGGCUGGGACGGCAGUGCUCCGCUUGCGCAGCAGCGUGUUACGUCGCGGCAAGAGCUCCCGUCCGAAGGGACACCCGUCGUCGGAAGCCCCCCCCGGGACAAAGCCUCUCUCUCUCUAUCUAUCUCUCCGGGGCGAGGAAGCGGCGAGCGAGCUCUCCCGUCUGCGGUCGUCGAUAAUAAAAAAGUCGCGUGAGCGAGGUAAUCGUCGCGGCGGGCCGCCGAAAGUAAAGGAAGUGGAGGAAUAAAAACACAGGGGGAGGAGAGCGGAAGGAGUUCGCGUGCACAUCAGGGAAUUCGUCGUCCUCGCGGCCGCCGAAGAUGCCUCCGUCGUGCUUCGAGGUGAUCCUCGUCGGCUUCAUCCUCGUGCUGCCGUUCCUGUACGAGACCAGCCGCACCUUCCGCUACUACUUCAAGUUCCUCAUCUACUACGGCAUCGUGAUGGUGAACGCGGUCCUCCUCAUGCCCGUCAUCUCGCUGCGGCCCGGCAACGUCAAGAAUUUCCUACUGGCAUCGUCGUUAUGCCAUCACAUAAGUGCUCUGCUAGGUCUGCGAUGGGAGCUGCGAGGAAGGGAGCACUUGGAGAAGAACAGGGCAUGUAUAAUCGUGGCGAACCACCAGAGCUCGCUGGACAUAUUGGGGAUGUUCGAUCUCUGGCCGGUGAUGGACAAGUGCACCGUCGUUGCCAAGAAGGAAAUCUUCUAUGCAUGGCCGGUCGGCCUGGCCGCGUGGUUGUGCGGCCUGAUUUUCAUCGACAGAAUGAACUCCGAGAAAGCGCGAUCCGCCCUCAACACCGCCACGAAGGAGAUCACGGAGAAGAAGAUCAAGCUGUGGAUAUUCCCCGAGGGCACCAGGCACAACACCGGUGAGAUACAUCCGUUUAAGAAGGGUGCCUUCCACGUCGCGAUCAGGUCGCAGUUACCCAUACUACCAGUUGUAUUCUCCUCUUAUUAUUUCUUAUCCGCGGAAGAGAAAAGAUUUGAUUCCGGACACAUCCUCGUGACGACAUUGCCGCCCAUCUCAACCGAGGGACUCAGUACGGACAACGUGGAAGAAUUAAUAGAAAAAACGCGAACCGCCAUGAGUGAGGUGUUUCACGCGACGAGUCGCGAGAUUCAACAGUCCCUUUCUGUCCGGUAAGACGUACAUCGAAUGAUCAUUAUUGGACUAUAACGAGAACGAGCUCGUCUUACAUAAGCGAGCGAGUAAGUUUACUUCUUUACAAGAGUAUUAGCGAAUAAGCCUCCACGCGGGAACCAAAGACUAAGCGUCCGAUUGUUAACGUUCUCUUAUUGUAUAUUAUUGAUAAUAUGAUAUAAUAUCUUAAUUUAUAUUUUAAUAUGUCUCCAAAACUCAGAGAAAGUGGAUAGCGAUUUUAUACGAUACACCCGUAUCUACAUUCUUCUUUUUUCUUAAUUUUUUUAUUCAUUGCAUAAAUCGCGCGAGAACGUAGACGGUUCUUCACUAUUCGUAAUUAAAUUAUCGAGUAAUUUUUAUUGUUGAUGUACAAUACAUCAUUUUCGAUACACGAAAGUUUGGACGAAUUGAUUACUGCGUAGAACGAACGUUUUAGUUCAGAGAUAUGCGUUUUAAAGCGAAAGGGAAAAAAAUGCGUACGAUAAAAUAAGUAUACAAUUGGAAGAGUUAUAUGCGUCGCUGAAAAAUUAUAAACCUUGUUUCUUAAUUAAUUAGACGUAAUUUGAAGAAACCGCAUACAUGAAGUAUAUGGUACAUACUCUUUAUCGUGAACGCGAAGAGAGCGAAAAAGAAAAGGAAAAACUUUCGAUAUGUAUAUCAUGAUUUUUCAUAGAGUUACGGGUUGUAAAUAUGAUUCGUUAAUUAGAAUGCAUUUUUGCAUAAAUUGUGAAAACAUUACUAACGUUUAUACUUAACUUUGUACUAAAUUCCAUUAGAUAUAUUUUGCUAUGUAUAAGAUACGCUUGUACAUUCCCACUCGUCUGUUUUAUGCUUCCACUCGUUUCCGUAUGAUUAUCUGUAAAGGGAUUAAGAUACAUAUGAUCAUAGGAGAAAUGCACUUUAAUUUUAAAUGUCUAAAAGAGGGAAAAAAUUUCGACGUUCUUUCAGAGUGAUUUUCUGAAUGUAUAUUUUCUCGUGAAAUUUAACUUCGGUUGUUGAUUGACUGGUCAUUGUAAAUCGAGAUAAUUGUUCAUAAUCGAGAUGAUAAGAGAAAUAAUAUUUUAAUCGGAAGAUAAUGUAUUAAAUUUGAAGCACAUUGUGCUGCAGUGUACAUAUGUUUCACGAUUAGUUAUAAUUGCGAUAUCGCGAUAAAAUAGUCGUGAUCGGCGCGUCCCAGGUAGCAGAGUGACGUCAAAUUACGUAUUAAUUCCGUCUUAAUGACGUCCUCUAACGUCAUUAAGACGUUUUUAGACGUCAUCUUGCUAACUGGGGUGGUAAUCUUUUCGACAUUAAAUUUUAAUCCUUAGACAUUCCUCGAAUGAUCUACUGCACGUUUAAAUAGUACUCGUAAUAUGGACGAAAUGCGAUAUCCUAUAAUUAAGGUUAAUAUCUUUUUUUACUUUAUUUUCCAAAUUGUGUUCAGUUUAGCGUAGUUUACGUGAUGCUUUUCUGUUAAUAACCUGUCGCGGCAGUUUAAUGCAACUAGCAUCACAAUGAUAGCUGACAAUUAAAAAUCUAGUUGACAAAAAAAAAGUAUUACGCAAACUACGCUGAUAUUUUUCUUCCAAGAGUCAUUGCUAGGAUUCAGAAUAUAUAUGCUACCACAAAUAUAUUCACUGGGCACGUGUCUCAGUUUCCGAUAUUAUAAAGAAAAAAACGAAUGAGUUUGUUGCAGAAUCACAAACGCUUGCUCACAGCCGCAAAUUCUAGCUAUCGCGUACUAACGUACAUUAUAACUAACGUACUAACGAUCGUUAUAACUAACGAUCAACAUGAUCAUUCAAUCGUUUGCGCGAUUUCCGCAUCUGUGGUACCGUUUACGUUCUGCAUCAAAUAUAAAUUUUCUUGUAAGCUGCAACGGUCAUACGAUACUUAGCACAAUCUGAACAAUGCUAUAAUCGUUUUUGUUUAGCUGUUAAAGCGAGAGUAGUGCACUUUCGCAUUGACUUUCAACAGCUUCCUGUAAUUUUUAAAUGAGUAUAUUCAAGUAAACUUCUGCUUAAGUGUCCCAGAUAGCAAAACGAGUGUGCAAAAAUAUGCAAACCUAUUGCUGAAAACAAUUUAUAUGUAUUGUUGCCACAAACAUUGCGUAAACAUGAAAAAAAAAAACUUUAAUAUGACAUACAAAUUACAAACGUUUUGGUCUUACUUUUAGAUCUCUUCAGUGUCAUACAUAAUAAUUAAAGUUAAGAUCGAGUUGCGUAAAACACAUAAGAUAGAGUGUCGAUGUGUUCUUUAAACCAAUGGUCAAGGUGUAAAUUUGGUUAACAAGAUCGACUAAUGGCAUAUCGCGAAAUCGACUGCUACCAAAGUACCAAAGUCAACCUUGCAUUAAUAGUGCCUGAAUUCGAUACGAGUCGAUGUUUUCUGUCUAAUCCUUGCUUUAACACCGGCGUCUCGCUCUUAUUUGCCUUAUUAUUAAUUUGAUAUCUUGAUAUUAUCGAUUGUAUAGCUUAAGAGCGAUUUUCUUGUUUCUAUUAAAUAAACUGUUGUUUGAAACAAAUUCAAUAUUGACGCUGAGCAUUUGCGGGCGCAGCUUUACAUGCUAUUUGCGCAAACACUCGUCACGAGUUUACGCACAUAUUUCGUAAAUAUGACAGGUGUUUUGCUAUCUGGGAUAUAUUAUACAAAUACAGAUAUUUUAAGAUUUCAAUUACCUCGAUCAGUCGAAUGUUCUACAACGCAUUUAAAAAGUCACACACACGAGCGAUCUAUGUACAAAAAUCGAUCAAAUUUCAAAAUUUAUGUUACGAUGACAGUGUUAUGUCCAUAUUAUAUGUAUGUUAAUCUAUUCGGAAAAUUAUUAAUUUGGUUUAUAAAUUAUUUUUAUAAAAUUCUUUGAAUUUCCGCGCUACGCGAUUCACAUUAACGUGAUCGUACACGAUCCUAACCGGCUGGUUAUUUUUAAAUGCGUAACACGAAUUGAGUUGUGUUACUUUAAGAAUGUGAACGACUCAUUUAACGAAAUAUGUAUCCUUUUAAGAAUCGUUUUUAGAUUAAGACUUCGUGUACACUCUUCUCGUUGCGGCUGUUAUAUGUUACUAUAUUAUUAUAUGAGAUAUUCGUCAUGAGAGAUGAUUAAGCUGCAGGAAUAUUUUUAUAUCAUGACCAAAAUGAAUCGAGAUAUGUGGCCAUUGCGAAAUAUAUAUACAAUCUUGUUUAUCGGAUACUUCUUAGUCAAAAAGACGUCUCGGACGUCAAUUUCGAUAACAACGUAUCAAUACAUGAAAGCAUCGCGACAUCGACAUCUGAUAAAGAAACGUAAUUUAUGAAGAAUGCUAUUUGGAAUUUCGAGAUCUCGUGUUAAUCGAUCAUAUAGUUGCAAUUAAGUAAACGGAACACUUUCGAACGAAUCGGUCGCGUUAGAGUGUUAUCUUCCUGAUUGAUUAAAAAAACGCACAAUUUUCAAUCGUACGCUGUUAACGCUGCGUUUAACAUACGAUUUCUAGUAUAAUCGAAUAAUGUUUCGUGCAUAAAUAAAAAUAGACAAUUUGGAGUAAAGUUUUUGCAACUUAGAAACUAAAAAAUCUUUUUUUUUCGAAUCUUCAAGUAAUGUGUCGACGUCUAUCCUUCUUCUCGAGAAUAGCAUAAGUUUCAUUAUCGAUUUAUCAGCAUGUACCACUUAAUUAUGUAAAUGCGAUUAAUUGCAGAUACGUAUGGAACAUCUGUGAUUCAUUGUAAAUUACUUAAAAACAUCUUAACGAUGCUACUACAUUUAACCAGAACGUCGUCAUCAAAGAUUUAUCGUCUCAGUGCCAAUUUGCAAAAAAAAACACGAUAGUUUCAUAGGCAACGCAUCAUUCCAUUCUUACCUUAGUAGACGCGGAACUGUAGAUUUGAGGUUUUUUUUAACUGCAAAUGUCUCGAUCGUUUUAUGAGAGAACGUUAUGUAAAACUAGCGUAGCUUAUUACUUAUAUUCCAAAGAGUUUUGUACUUGGGCUGUGCAUUUGUCAUGAUGUAAUAUUAAUAUAAAUCAAUUGACCAUGGUAUUCGAUUGAACACUUAAUGAACGUUAAACGACAUCGCAAACAGGAUUCAACGAACUGUUGCAUCUAGGUCAUACAAGUCCUUUAUUUAUCUGCGAAGCGCGAUCCACAGUUGAUCGAGCUUAUCAAGAAUGUUUUGUAUAUUAUAUCGAUAACAAUCACGAUGUAAAUUAAAGAAUGGUUUGCGAAGUUCAAGAGCAGAUAAUAAAGAUAUCUGUUUUUAGUUAAUUGAA
Messenger RNA from Temnothorax curvispinosus, 5375 nucleotides. RefSeq names its product 1-acyl-sn-glycerol-3-phosphate acyltransferase alpha-like. Lineage: Eukaryota; Metazoa; Arthropoda; Insecta; Hymenoptera; Formicidae. The record is from RefSeq and is a predicted model, not a curated record. Gene Ontology annotation, cellular component: membrane; endoplasmic reticulum. Gene Ontology annotation, molecular function: 1-acylglycerol-3-phosphate O-acyltransferase activity. Gene Ontology annotation, biological process: phosphatidic acid biosynthetic process. The coding region runs from base 340 to 1158 and encodes 272 amino acids. The transcript has 4 exons.